Messenger RNA from Erythranthe guttata (spotted monkey flower), 3865 nucleotides. Its product is annotated as pre-mRNA cleavage complex 2 Pcf11-like protein. Lineage: Eukaryota; Viridiplantae; Streptophyta; Magnoliopsida; Lamiales; Phrymaceae. Gene Ontology annotation, cellular component: mRNA cleavage factor complex; cytoplasm. Gene Ontology annotation, biological process: mRNA 3'-end processing; termination of RNA polymerase II transcription. Gene Ontology annotation, molecular function: RNA polymerase II complex binding; mRNA binding. The record is from RefSeq and is a predicted model, not a curated record.
GCGACUCAAAGUUCGCGAAUUGUAUUUUUUUUUUAAGGAUAUUUUUAUUUCUUCUUGUACUAUUAGAAAUUCUUUGUUUGUACAUGUACGUUUCAAUUCGUUAACAGCUGGAGUUAGGGUUGCUUGUUUUCUGUGAUUUUUUUGUAAUACUCGUCAAUUGAAUAGUUUUUGCUACUAAUCUUUGUAUUGAGUUUUCAGUUAUUGUUAAUUAGAAAACCAGAUAUUAUUUUUGAUUGCUGUAAUAGUAUAGGGCCGACGAUGAACAAUUGUAAAUUAGGGUUAGGUUUUUCGUGAUCUGUGAUGGAAAUGGAGAGUACGCGUAGAGCAUUUGAUAGAUCUAUGUCGAAGGAACCGGGACUCAAGAAACCUAGGCUCAUCGAAGAUCCCACAGCUCAAGAUCGAAUCUCCAAUGGCCGUGGUGGAUUGGUUCAAAGGCCGACCGUUUCGAACUCCGGCAUCGGUGCAGGCUCGCGGGUCCAGAGCGGUGACUCUAUGCGUGGGCCCUACCAGCACCAGGUAGCUCCGCAGUUGCAUCAGGAGCUGGUGACUCAGUACAAGACUGCGUUAGCUGAGCUGACUUUCAACUCAAAGCCAAUAAUAACGAAUUUGACGAUUAUUGCCGGCGAGAGUUCGCAUGCUGCCAAGGCCAUUGCAGCCACUAUCUGCACCAAUAUUAUUGAGGUUCCUAGUGAGCAAAAACUGCCUUCUCUGUAUUUAUUAGACAGUAUUGUGAAGAACAUUGGGAAGGAUUACAUAAGAUACUUUGCUUCCAGAUUACCUGAGGUUUUCUGCAAGGCAUACAGGCAGGUUGAACCUGCGAUACAUCAGGGUAUGCGCCACCUUUUUGGAACCUGGAAAGGAGUCUUCCCUCCUCAGACACUUCAGAUGAUUGAGAACGAGCUUGGAUUCACUACUGCGGCAAAUGGUUCACCAUCAAGAACAACAUCUAGGCAGGACUCACAAGCUCAACGUCCUGCUCAUAGCAUUCAUGUAAAUCCUAAGUAUUUGGAGGCAAGGCGACUGCAGACCACCAGGGCGAGAGAUUCUGUCAGCGAUUCUGGUGAAGCGCUGUUGACCUCGCAUGAGGAUGUUGAAGAACUUGAGAGAGCAGCUAGUAUUAGUUCGGGUAGAUCAUGGGCUGAUCCUUAUGCUAAGCCCAUUCAGCAUCACCACAGAGAUCAAGUAAAUGGGCCAGUUCGUGGCAAAAGUUCAAGUGUACCGUAUUCAGAUUCUGAAUAUGGUUCCAGUGUAUUAGGGCGUCCAGGCUUGGAAACUGGCAGGGUAGUUGAAAAUCUUAAAGAGCGAGGAUAUGACAGGUCUUGGUAUGAAUCGGGAAGUAAUGUGACUGGGAUGUCGCAUCAGAAGAAUGGUUUUGGUCUGAAACGUGGAUUUGAAGGCUAUGCUGGCCACGAGUCUGCAAAUUCCAACUCAGAUCUACAGCUUAAUCAAAAAAUAGUUGGUAGGAACACGGUCGAGAUGAGUGAGAACUGGAAGAACUCUGAGGAAGAGGAGUAUAUGUGGGACGAGAUGAACUCUAGAUCCACUGUACGCGAUGCAGAGGAUGCUUCUAAAGAUCACUGGGGACCUGAUAAUCAUGUUCAAUUGGACUUUCAAAGCCAUCUUCGAAGGCCACAGAAUGUACAUGAUAUUGGGUCAAGGGACGACGAUGAAGCCUCAGCUGAUUCAAUAUCUAUGGAUUUGGGCCAAUUAGCUUCUGGUACUCAAAUGCCUUUGUGGUCACGAAAGCUACAUCCGACAGAAAGUAUGAUGCUUUCAGAAGGUGGUAAAAGCGUAUCAGGUUACUCUGAGGCAUAUCCUACGGUGUUGAAAAACUCUCAAACUGCAGUGGGCAGGGCACAUUCUCAGUCUCAUCUGAGCCCAUCUCAUAUUGGGGGUUCAAGCUUUAAGCUUUCAACAAAUCCGGUGCCAGUACCUAAAGUUGCUAUAACACAACAGGGGAAGCUUCCUGGAGCAGCACCAUCCUUAAAACGAUCGGUAAUCCCCCAACGGCCUCCAUCACCUUCUUUUCCGAAUCAACUACUAAACAAUUUUGCUGAGCGCAACCAGACCUCUGUUGGCCCUCCGACUGAUCCAAGAAGGCCUCUGGGUCAGACUAGCAGACAGAAAUUGCAGCCCCAAAGUUUGCGGUCUUCUUCUACUCUGAUACCUUCUGUUCAGCAGAGGAAAAACAUUCCCUCUGCUCAGAAGAGAAAUCUUGAAGUCUCUGAAUUAGAUAUGCCGUCGCAAGUUUCGGGCUCUGAAAGUCGUUCGACGAGGGGGAAUUCAUCAUCAGACCAAUCGAAUCCUCUUACUGUUCACUCCCCUAGCAAAUCUAUUAGUAGCAUUUCAUUGGACGCUGUAGUUAAGAGUGGAAUACAAGGUAUUGGAAGCAAAUUGCUACCUACGGGUUCUAAGAAAAAGGUAGAACAUCCAUCCUUGCCAACUGGGCUACCUCCCUUAUCAUUAGCAGGUAUUGGCUCAGAACAGACACCGAGUGCAGUUAGUUCCUCCUCUAAUCCCUUUUCUAGUCUGUUAAGCUCACUGGUUGCUAAAGGUUUGAUAUCUUCUUCCAAGUCUGAUUCACUGAUGGUACCUGUGGACAAAGUUCCCGCAGUUGCAACCUCUAGUUCAAGUCCAGUUUCUUCUGUUCCAUUCACUAUACCAAAACCUCUUGUCUCUAUCACAGAUAUACCUUCUUCUUCACUUGAGCCUGCUGUAAAGGCUUCUAAUGAUCUGCUCCAGUCGACAGAAAAAAUAAAACAGCUUAUUGGUUUUGAAUUCAAACCCGAUGUAGUUCGUAAUUCGCAUCCAGAUGUGAUCAGUGAUCUUGUCUCUGACCUUCCACAUGAGUGCACCAUAUGUGGUCUUAGAUUUAAACUCCAAGAACGGCUUGGCAGACACAUGGAGUGGCAUGCGUCGAAGUUUUCUGAUUAUAAUCCUAAUAGCAAUAUGUCAAGAAAGUGGUACGCCAGUGUAGUUGAUUGGGUUGCAGGAAUUGGUCUCCUUCAUCUUCAAGGUAGUCCUUCGGACAUGUUAGAAGCUUCAGGUGAAAUGUUGGAAACUUGUGAGCAAAUGGUCCCUGCCGAUGAGAGUCAAUGUGCAUGUAUUUUGUGUGGCGAAUUGUUUGAAGACUUCUACAGUCAAGAAAGGGAUGAAUGGAUGUAUAAGGCAGCUGUUUACUUGACCAUACCAUCCUCAGAGUCGGUUGAAAGGAUUGCAACUAGUAAUGAUAGUGCCAUUCUAGGUCCUAUAGUCCAUGCUAAUUGCGUAUCGAAAGAUUCAAUUCAUGACUUGGGACUCGUUUCUGAUGUCAAAUUGGAAAAUGAUGUGUAACAACAUUUCAAGGUGAGAUUGAUCGAUAUAAUGUUGCACGUUAUGGUUUCAAAAGACUGAACUGUAAUUUUUUAUACAAUCACUAUCCAUGAGUGCAUCAUGGCAGGCAAGUUCGAUAGAAAUUUUGUAUGUUUUAUCAUUAAGCUCAUAUUGUAUUGCCUUAUUAAAAGGGCUGAUGUGGCAAAGUGGAUCAAACUCCAUAAGAACCUCGUGACAUACAAUUGAUACCUCCUGCACUUCGUAGGCUGUUGCCUGUACCUCUCUCUCAGCCUGAUGAGGUUCUUUUCGUUCUUCUUGUAUCCCAAUGGAAGGGGAAAAUACAUAUAUACUGGUGACUGACUGAUCGUUAUUACGCGUCAUUUUCUUGUUUGUUUGCUUGCUUUUUAGUAUAUAUUUUAUCACCGACUAAAUAUUUAAUUUACGUUCUGUCAUUUUUCUUAUUACAUGUUUGAAGUACACUUUAGCAGCAGCAGCAGUUUAGUUUGUGUUUGACAGUGAGCAACUAAAGAUUUCUUGUUUUGCUCGUCUCCUA